Molecule: messenger RNA, 944 nt
Organism: Ananas comosus (pineapple)
Lineage: Eukaryota; Viridiplantae; Streptophyta; Magnoliopsida; Poales; Bromeliaceae
Source: RefSeq, a predicted model, not a curated record
CUCUCUCUCUCUCUCUCUCUCUCUCAUGUCCUCGUCUCUCCUGCCCUGCGUUACCCUCCUCCGCGGCGCAUCUCACCGCCCCACUCUCCCCCCCUUCCCCACCUCCAUCCACCGCCGCCUCCGCCUCCGGCGCCGAACCACCGCGACCUCAUCCUCUCCUCCGCCGCCUCCGCCGCCGCAUCACGGUGGCCGGAGCACCCGCCGCGCCGCCUCCUCCGCACUCCUCCUCCUCCUCCUCGACGGCCCCGCGGCGCGUCCCCACCGCGCUGAUGCGGGGAAUCCGUUCGAUAAAUAUGUGAAGAGGAAAAAGCUGGAGCCUUUAGAGGCAUACAUCCCUGCUGUUCUUUUGACUCAAGCACAAUUCGAGGACUUAGAGAAAUAUCUGGAUCUGGAGCAGCCAAACUAUGAUGAAAGCAGAUCUUUACUUCGAUCUGGUCCAGCUGCGUCUCUACGAGUAAAUAUUCGAGCUGUGGCACAAUAUGCUACUGAUAGUGGGCAAGGAAAAGUCGCUUCAGAUGCCGUCGAUCAAUGCCUAAGAGCAUUAGAGGAUCUCGACUCACUACUGCUACAUGCAUUGAGGAAAGACCCAACUGCAUCAGUUGAAUCUAUGAAGAGCAAGAUCAGGCUCGCUGUGGGUGCUUUGGAUAGUCUCUUGCAAACUGUGCCAUCAACAAUUCUGGACAAAGGGAAGGCAAUAGCAGAUGCAUACAGGAUUCCAAGUGAUGGGAAUGAAGGCAAGUUGGAAGAUAUGAAUCCAGAGGUGAAACAAUUGGAAAGUCUUCUCUGACGACAGAUCUUAAGGCCUCUCAAUAAUGUUUCCGUCAAAAAUAGGGAAAAGUGAAAAGAUAAAAAGAAAUGUUGUGGUCUCCAGUAAUUAAAAUGAUGUAUUCGGACGUAUUAUGAUUCUUGCAAGAUUGGUGCAAAUUUCUGAAAAUGCCUAAUAA